AUGUGGCACGAGCCUUCUAAGGCCGAAGCAUCCAAGUCUGCUUUGGAAAAGGACCCAUCGGCUACUGCGCGCUCGUCGAUUCGCCGAGGACCAUCGCGGCACAGUAGCUCCCGCGCGCGCCGCGCCGAUAUCCUGGCUUCUUUUCAUUCACAGAUCAUUGAUGAGCUCCGACGGGGCACCGCGGAACCCAGACGCGUGCCGCGAUUUUCUUUCAUACCACCAAAUGGGGCUAUCGAGAAUGCAGUGGCUCUGGAACAGGCCGAACGCGAUGCUCUCGUCUGGGCUCAGUCGCGCGCCGCCAGUGCACCCCGACAGACAGAGCCAGCCAACCAGCUGUUCAGGAAUCAUCGUGAUCAAGCCUUGACCGAGCUCCUCGGUCGUAUGGACGGUCAGCCCAGAAAUUCCCAAGCAAGCCCCUCAUUGACUCCCAACUUCGCCCCCGCUCGCGCAUACCACCAUACCAGCGCUUCUUCGACUCCUCCGGACAGCGGCGUUCGUCUCCCCCCUAUGCGUGAAAGAUACAACAGUGAUCGCGCCUCCAACACCUCAUUCCCACCAGAGAUACCUGAAUACCGGUCUAGUAACACACAACCCCGAUCAACCCGAGACCCUGUCGUAGACGGGCUUGGGGAUCGCCAGCGCAGUCCUAGUCCAGACGCAGAGCGGGAAACCGAUGCGUGGGAGACUUUGCUCUCAACAAUUACGCCUGAUGCGACUCUUCCAUCGACUGAUACGUCUUUCACCUCAACAUCUGCCGCUGCUCCAGAUAUUUCGCGCAAUGCUCGUCCUCGGAGCUCUGUUAACUUAACGCAGCCGAUGACCGCGGAAGCUGCCCGUGCUCACUUUGGACUUGACCCCUAUCCUGACCAACUCAACCCUUGCGACUUCUCUUCCUCCGAUGACGAGGAUGCUCCCUCUACUUUUCAUGAAUUCAUUGGACGGGUAGGCCGUCGUCCCGAUCAGAAUUCGACGAUGAGCAACCAUCCUCCCGCCCCUGUCCCCGUGAUAAUUCCUGCAAGCGUUCUCACUCUCUCUGACGGUCGCCGCCCUAAUCCCUCCCUCUCCGACCGUCACCACCAAAAUGAUGAUCUCCACCACAUGCAGGUCAUCUUGGAUCGGCUUGCCCGCCGUGAGGAUAUUCCUGACGACUGGUGGGCCGCGGCCGGCCUUGCACGCACUCUCGAUCGUGGUCUCAGUGCGAGCAUAGACUCCACUGACACCGAAGGCGCUUCUCGAACCAACCGCAACAAUUGA
Messenger RNA from Penicillium hordei, 1254 nucleotides. RefSeq lists its product as uncharacterized. The record is from RefSeq and is a predicted model, not a curated record. Lineage: Eukaryota; Fungi; Ascomycota; Eurotiomycetes; Eurotiales; Aspergillaceae. The transcript has a single exon. Bases 1 to 1254 code for a protein of 417 amino acids.